AUGGCAUCAUCAUCUUCUUCUGUUUCUCUUCUUCCUCUAGGUCCUACAAGACUGCCAUUUGUUGCUCCAAGCAAGUACUUCAUCACCACUACCAGCAAUAAUAAUGUGAUUGUCACUCGAAGAAGCUUUUUCAGUACGUCUGCAUCAAAGAAAGAUUCCAAUUACGGCCACCAUUACAAUGGGAAGCUGGUGGACGAAAGCAUGAUCGUUCUUCGAAUGCGAAUUCGAGAGAUUGAGAUGGAGAAGAAGCAGAGAGAGAAGGAAGAGAAGAGAAGUGGAGGAGGUUGGAGGAUUGUGGAGUGGGAGAGAAGGUACUGGGAAGAGAAUUAUGGUUCUGAUAUUUGUGAAGCUGUGGGGUUGUUGCAGACUCUGUUGAUAGAAACAAGGCCUUGUUUGGCUCUUGGGAUUUUGGUUUUGGCUUUUUUGAGUGUUUCUCUUUCAAUGUCUCUCUCUGUGUUUCAUUUGGUGGAGUUGGGGAAGCAGUUCUUCAUGUCAAUUAAUUUCUAGGUUAUAAUUAAUUAACCAUUUGCUUCUAAUUAUUAAUAGUUGAAAUUAUUCAACAGCUUAGCUAGGUUUCUUUAUUAAAUUGGAUAAGGAACAUUCAUUUUGAGUCAAUUAUAUUCGUGUCAUUCAAAUAAGUCAGACA
Prosopis cineraria is the source of this 646-nucleotide messenger RNA. RefSeq lists its product as uncharacterized. Lineage: Eukaryota; Viridiplantae; Streptophyta; Magnoliopsida; Fabales; Fabaceae. The coding region runs from base 1 to 507 and encodes 168 amino acids. The record is from RefSeq and is a predicted model, not a curated record. The transcript has a single exon.